Messenger RNA from Vidua chalybeata, 2890 nucleotides. RefSeq names its product MARVEL domain containing 3 (gene MARVELD3). Gene Ontology annotation, cellular component: membrane. The transcript has 4 exons. Bases 536 to 1294 code for a protein of 252 amino acids. NCBI's taxonomy places the organism in Eukaryota, Metazoa, Chordata, Aves, Passeriformes, Viduidae. The record is from RefSeq and is a predicted model, not a curated record.
ACAAGACAUUUGUUUUGCUGAUGUAAACUGCUGGUGCACUUGUGUCUUGAGUGUGCAGUCACUGCAUCACAGGAUGGGUUUAGGGGAGUUAGGGCGGGCCCAGAGAGGCUGGGAGUGGAGUUGCAUAAGGGAACAGAGAGGCACAAAUGAAGUUUACAGAGGCACGAGGUGGCAGAAAAGCUGAAUAAGAACACUCACCAAAACCCACAGCACAGGAAAAGGUGAAAAACCUCGAGACGUUAUCGCCACAAGGGGCUGCGGAGACAGUGUCGGUGGAAGCGAAGGGGAGCGGGCACACACGCUAACAGCCGGCGAAUCGUGCGCAAGUGCCGGAAGAGCGCGCACCUGCGCCGGGGAGCUGAGCACCUACAGACGGGGCAGGGCCUAGCCCGGUCGGAGCUUCCACCACUUUAGAGAGGCGCCGGCGGCGCGGAGGCGAGGGGACGAGACGGAGUUCACCGCGCCGGCAGUACCCCGGGGCGGCCCGGCCCGGCUCCCCGUCCGCAGCGCCGGCGGAGCGGGGCCGCGCCGGGCCAUGGCGGAGCGGGGCUGCCCCCGUGCCGCGCGGGAGGGACGCGCCGGGGCGGGCAGGCGCGCCGUACCCGCACCGGAGGCAGAGGGGCCGCGGGGAAGCCGCACCGUGCCAGGAUCGCUGGAGCGCCGCCGCUGCCUGUACCUGCACACGGGCCGGGCCUGGUGCCAGAUGGUGGAGGUCCUGCUCGCCGCCCUGAUCCUGGUCUGCAGCUCCGUGUCCUGUGGCUCGGCGGGAGGAUACACCGGCCUCCCCGCCCUGGGGGGCAUCUACUACUACCAGUACGGCGGGGCCUACAGCGGCUUCAGCGGAGCGGAUGGCGAGCGAGCCCAGCAGCUUGACCAACGUUUCUACCUACUGAAGCUGCCCAUUGCAAGGGCAGCGAUGGUCGUGGGAGGGUGUCUCCUGGUCUUCCCUUGUGUUCUAAUUUUGGUUAGUGUUCUGCAGGUCCCGUGGCACUUCCCAGCAUGGCUGCUAAUUGAAUGCACCUUGUACAUAGUGAUUGCAGUUGGCACAGUGCCUGCUCUGUACUAUUUCCUCCAUUCUCUGCUGAGCGUUUAUAAUUCAUCAGUGUGCAAAGAGAGAGAGCAGCUUUAUCAAAGCAAAGGCUAUCAGGGCUUCUGGUGCAGCCUGCAUGGGGCAGAGAUUGCUGCUGGCCUAUUGGGCUGCAUGGCUGCCAUGGCAUACCUGCUCAGCGCAGGCAUAGCUGUCAGAGAUUACAGGACAGUUCAUGAACAGAAACAGAAGCCACUGCAAUUAUAAGAACUUUCAGAUGAUUCCUCCACUCCAGUAAUGGUCUUGAUUUUUGCCAGUCUCCUUACUGAGAUGAAGUAGUAUGCUUUCCUUUCUUCAGGACAGUACAGCCUUAAUGCUACAGAACACUCACCAAGCUGGCACAGCUCUAAGUAUGGUAGAGUCAGGCUAUUCCUAACUUGAAUUUGCAGCAUUGAGUUAUUAGUGUCUCAAAGCCAAUGCAAUGGAUUGUCUCUGCUUCACAGGCAGCCCUUCCACUCUCAGGUGUCCCCUUCUCCAGUGAGGUCUUGAUACAAGUACUGCCACUACAUGCUUCUAUCAAUGAACAGCUUUUUGUAGCUGAAACUGUCUUUACAAAAGGCAUGUGACUUCGCUGAGAAAAGAGCUCUUAAAAACAAGUGACUGAGGCCCAUGGUUGUGACAGCUAAAUAUUGCUUCCUUGUAGGUCUCUUGGAAUUAACAGACCAGUGUGAACAUGACAUUUGUAAGGCCAAAAAAAAAAAUCCUGAAAACUCUCAAACUCCGUCUAACUUGUGAUACAAUGCCUUUUCAAAUUCCUGGAGAGAGUGCAUUUAUGUAUGAAAUGGUCUUUUUAUAUAACUUGUAUACAAGAGUUUUGCUUAAAAAGAUGCCCUGGAUUGGGAUAAUCAGACAAAAAAGCUUUAUGAGAUCAAAUGGGUGAUUGAAUAUAGAAGUAUAUUGUUUUCAAAAUACAUUUUCAAUGUACGAGUUGGAGAAAUGAGGUGCUACUUUUUUUUUUUUUAACUUUUAUAGGAAGUUUAACUGGGAAAAGUAGCACUAGAAUCACCAACUGAUGUCUCAAAAUGAAAUGCCAUUUCAGAGCAUUGUCCACUGUGUGCUUUGCUCAUAUGAGGAUGGAACCACCACAGUCUCACAGAAGAGUUCUGCCCAUAUUAAAAGAACGAAACAUACCAGAAACAUGCUUUGCCUUGGACAUAGCUCUUCUUUCACUGGCACAAGUGACUAAAUCCUCACAAUUACCAAAACCAUGGAACACUAUUAGAACUAGAGACACUAAAGUAAAACAGAUGCCAAGUAGGAACACAGUAGGUGUUUUGGGGUUUGUUUGACUUUGUUCAUUUUUAGUUCAUUUUUUUGCCUUUUAACAUCAAGUGUCUCAGCACAGGAAUUUACGUGGACAGUCCACUGUUGUCCUGUUUCUGUUAACAUUUUUGUAUUUCCUCUUGUUGCAGCUACUUCUAGAGCUGUACAGUGCUACUGAGAGCAAGUUCACAGGGCAGCAUUCCUCUAGCAGGAAACAGAAAGCUGCCUUAAUAAUUGGUAAGCCUAAUUCUACCCUCACAGUGUUCUGAAAGAAGUUUUUGUAUGGAAGGCUGAUGAGUGAAGUAGCACAUAGAGCUCAGUGAAUAACCUGCAGCACAGCUGCUGCUAGACACAGCUACCUUUGACUGGGAUAUUGCACAGAUUUUUUCCAGCACAGUAACAGAAUCAGAAUAAACUGUUAGAUGAAAGUAAAAAUCUUUAUUGCUAAGUCAGCUGAAAAUUCGAUGCAAAAAUACUCUUCCUUCCUGAAUCUCUCUAUACAUCUGAAUAAAGAAUCAACGGACUAGUGUUUUCCAACAA